CUGUGAGGUGUUGACAUCCAUCAAAUUGCGACCUCCAUUCAUCCUUCAUUCCACAGUAAAAUUAAUUUUAAGUUCAUAUUUAGAAAAUUAACCGUACUACCUCAAAUAAAGAAGCUUCGAAUAAGCUCUAACGAGUGUGCGGUGUAGUAUUUAAGUGUAAAAUUGCUGAGUUUUCGUACAAAUGGCUUUGAAAUCACCACCGGUUUUACUCGGCCUCCUCGGGCGCCUUUCCCGACGGUCUUUUUCUACCUCGAAGGCUUUGGCGUCGACACCUGUGACUGUGCGCGAUGCCCUGAAACAGGCAAUCGAUGAGGAAAUGGAAAGAGACGAUAAAGUUUUCGUUUUAGGAGAAGAGGUAGCACAAUACGAUGGUGCAUACAAAGUGACCAGGGGGUUAUGGAAGAAGUAUGGAGACAAAAGAGUAAUAGAUACACCUAUAACAGAGAUAGGGUUUGCGGGUAUCGCUGUAGGUGCUGCGUUUGGUGGUUUGAAGCCCAUUUGUGAGUUCAUGACGUUCAAUUUCUCCAUGCAGGCCAUUGAUCAUAUAAUAAACUCAGCCGCAAAAACAUUCUACAUGUCAGCGGGCGCCAUCCCAGUGCCCAUCGUGUUCCGCGGGCCCAACGGCGUGGCGGCCGGCGUGGGGGCCCAGCACUCGCAGUGCUUCGGCGCCUGGUAUGGGAACUGCCCCGGGCUCAAAGUGCUCAUGCCAUACUCCGCAGAGGAUGCUAAAGGGUUAUUAAAAGCUGCCAUCCGUGACCCCGACCCGGUGGUGUUCCUGGAAGACGAGCUGAUGUACGGCGUGCCUUUCCCCAUGUCCGACGAGGCCAUGUCAGCGGACUUCGUGCUGCCCAUAGGUAAAGCCAAGAUCGAGAGGCCGGGCAGCCACAUAACGCUGGUGUGCGCCGGCAAAGCCACCGACACCGCGCUGCAGGCUGCCAACGAACUCGCCGGAAAUGGAAUCGAAUGCGAGGUGAUCAACCUGCGCUCGAUCCGGCCGCUGGACUUCGACACCAUCGCGCAGUCCGUCGCCAAGACGCACCACCUCGUCACCGUGGAGCAGGGCUGGCCGCAGUCAGGCAUCGGCGCGGAGAUCUGCGCGCGAGUGAUGGAGUCGAGCGCGUUCUUCGAGCUGGACGCACCGGUGUGGCGCGUCACCGGCGUCGACGUGCCCAUGCCCUACACGCGCUCGCUGGAGGGGCUCGCCGUGCCGCGCGCGCCCGACGUGGUCGCCGCCGUCACCGCCGUGCUCGGCAACAAAAUAGUAGAACCAAUUCGCCAGUGAAAUAGGAAUCUCCGUGUAUACAUCGCGUCAAACAAAUUGUAAAUAUUUAUUUAUAUUGUAUUUAUAACGAAAGCAAAUAUUGCGCCAACGCGUCGAUUACUUUGUACUUGUGCCAGGAGCGGUGAUAGAGAAAUGUUAUUUAAAUAAAUUUAUUGUUUAUA
This is a messenger RNA of Bicyclus anynana (squinting bush brown), 1443 nucleotides long. It is a transcript of the gene Pdhb, whose product is annotated as pyruvate dehydrogenase E1 component subunit beta, mitochondrial. The transcript has 8 exons. Gene Ontology annotation, biological process: pyruvate decarboxylation to acetyl-CoA. Gene Ontology annotation, molecular function: pyruvate dehydrogenase (acetyl-transferring) activity. The coding region runs from base 182 to 1282 and encodes 366 amino acids. The record is from RefSeq and is a predicted model, not a curated record. Lineage: Eukaryota; Metazoa; Arthropoda; Insecta; Lepidoptera; Nymphalidae.